Molecule: messenger RNA, 2445 nt
Organism: Drosophila rhopaloa
Lineage: Eukaryota; Metazoa; Arthropoda; Insecta; Diptera; Drosophilidae
Product: WD repeat-containing protein 48 homolog
Exons: 9
Coding region: 248-2290 (680 amino acids)
Biological process (GO): protein deubiquitination; double-strand break repair via homologous recombination
Molecular function (GO): ubiquitin binding
Source: RefSeq, a predicted model, not a curated record
UGGGAGAGGGACAGAGAGGUGGGAGGACCGAAUGGGGAGAGACAGAGAACGAAAUAGGUGCGAAAAAUUUGUAGUUGGCUGGAAAUUCCUCGUUUUCGAUCCGCAAAAAGUAAAUAUAUCGUCCGCCGAAAAAGAGCCUCGAUAGAUGUGCGUGCCCAAAGAGCAGCGAACAGCCAAGACCAGCUCCUGAAGCACUCCAGUCAAGAGAUAUCGCCGAGAGCCACAGUGAAGCAGAUCCGUGGACGACAUGUUGACGCACAAAACUUGUCAAGCACGUAAGAAAAUGCAGGUUUCCUUUGUGAUACGGGACGCCGAGGAGAAACAACACCGGAAUGGCGUCAAUGCCCUGCAGCUGGACGCAAAUAACGGUAAACUAUACUCCGCCGGACGCGACGCCAUCAUCCGUGUGUGGAACACACGAACGGACUCCAGCGAGAAGUACAUACAGUCCAUGGAGCACCACAACGAUUGGGUCAACGACAUAGUGCUUUGCUGCAAUGGAAGGAACCUAAUCAGCGCCAGCUGUGAUACCACGGUCAAGGUGUGGAACGCCCAGAAGGGCUUCUGCAUGUCUACCCUGCGCACCCAUCGCGACUAUGUGCAGGCAUUAGCCUAUGCCAAGGAUCGCGAGCAGGUGGCCAGCGCCGGACUGGACAAGGCCAUUUUCCUGUGGGACGUGAACACACUCACAGCUCUCACGGCCAGCAACAACACAGUGACCACCUCUAGUCUGACCGGGUCCAAGGACUCCAUCUACAGCCUGGCCAUGAAUCCCUCGGGCACGGUCAUCGUGAGCGGGUCCACGGAGAAUAUACUGCGUAUCUGGGAUCCCCGCACCUGCAUGCGUAGCAUGAAGCUGCGAGGCCACACGGAGAACGUGCGUUGCCUGGUGGUCUCGCCCGAUGGCAACCAGGUGGUCUCGGGCAGCUCCGACGGCACCAUCAAGGUGUGGAACCUAGGUCAGCAGAGGUGUGUUCAAACAAUCCACGUGCAUAAGGAGGGCGUGUGGUCGCUGCUGAUGAGCGAAAACUUCCAAUACAUCAUCUCCGGCAGCCGAGAUCGCAACAUCAUUGUGACGGAGAUGCGGAAUCCCAGUAACAAGACGUUGGUGUGCGAAGAGCAGGCGCCCGUCCUCAGUCUGGGCUACAACAUCGACAAGACGGGUGUGUGGGCCACCACCUGGAACUCGGACAUUCGUUGCUGGAAGCUGCCCAUGUACGAGAGGAGCACGAUGAACUCCUCGGGAGGAAUGGAUGCGCAGUGGACACAGGGCGGCACAGAGGUAGCCUGCAUUAAAGGAGGGGCUGCUAUCAAGGAGUGCACGGUGCUGAACGACAAGCGUUAUAUAAUAACCAAGGAUUCACAGGAUCAGGUCGUUGUCUACGAUGUGUUGAGAGUUGUCAAGAAGGAGCAAUUGGGGGCCGUGGAUUACGAGGCGGAGGUGAAAAAGCGCAACAAGCAGGUUUACAUUCCAAACUGGUUCACUGUUGAUCUGAAAACCGGGAUGCCAACGAUUGUUUUGGGCCAGGAGGAAGUGGAUUGCUUCUCGGCUUGGGUAUCCAUCGAAGCUGGACUGCCGGAAUGCGGCGAUCCCACAACAGAGAUUAAGAUCAACUAUGGGAAACUUCUGCUGGAAGCUUUACUCGAGUACUGGACACCACCGCAUAGCAUACCACCAAACGAAAUGGAGCCCGACAUGCAUGGCAAUGGCUACUUCCAAGUACCCAAACACACGCCUGUCAUCUUUAGUGAAGUGGGCGGCCGCACAGUUUGCCGACUUUUAGUGCGCGACGCAGCCGGAGAUAGCGAAAGCACAUUGCUCCACGAGACGGCGCCGCAGUGGGUGACCGAUGUGGUGAUAGAGAAGAACAUUCCCAAGUUCCUCAAAAUACCGUUCUUCCUGCAGCCCCAUCCGCAAAUGACCAAGCCAGAACGAACGAAGAAGGAUCGCCUGGUGGCUAAUGAAUUUAUCCAGUGCCGCAAGGUCUGCGAGCAUGUGCUAGAAAAGGUGCUGAAUGCGGAGACCACCCCAAGUGGGGGUAAUGCUAAUAAUUCCCUGCAGAAUAGCCAGAGCGAUGCUAACUCAGAGGGAUCCCAACUGCCAGCGGAGGAACGCAUUGAACUGUGGUGCAACGAUGUGGUUGUGGACCCCAACAUGGACCUGCGCACAGUGCGCCACUUUAUCUGGAAACAAUCGACCGAUCUUACGUUUCAGUACAAGACCAAGCAGAAUUUUAACUACGAUGGUUCGAUCGGGGAUAGCCUGGAGCGCGUGACGCGCAAGUAUUGAACGCUGGCAUGUGAUCUCCCGCCUAACCGAAGUAGUUCCAAUGCAUUAUUGAAUGAGAACGAGAUUGAGCAGAUCGAUUAACCAUUUGUAUGUAUUUAUGCAAUGUAUUUGAGUUUACCUUCGACUUCUCGUUAGGAAUACAUAUAUGUACUUCA